Molecule: messenger RNA, 2528 nt
Organism: Gloeophyllum trabeum ATCC 11539
Lineage: Eukaryota; Fungi; Basidiomycota; Agaricomycetes; Gloeophyllales; Gloeophyllaceae
Product: WD40 repeat-like protein
Exons: 7
Coding region: 72-2330 (752 amino acids)
Biological process (GO): nucleosome assembly; DNA replication-dependent chromatin assembly
Cellular component (GO): CAF-1 complex; nucleus
Molecular function (GO): protein binding
Source: RefSeq, a predicted model, not a curated record
UACAGACGCCCAUUAUACUGCAGCGUCGCAGUCUGAUGCUCUGGCUCUCUUGUUGACUAGUAUAAUCGAUAAUGCGAGUCCGUACUCUUGAAAUACGAUGGCACGACAGCAAGCCAAUUUCCACCUGCGAUUUCCAACCCUUGCCGUUCAAGAAGGCGCGUCCCGCGCAAGACAAGAUGUUCGCCACACAUUCGUACAGACUUGCGACGGGAGGGGAGGAUAAUCAUGUCAGGCUGUGGAUGGUGUAUCCGAACAUCCUUCCGCCGUCGGUCAUCGAGAGCGCGUCGACCUCCGCCACAGAAACGCCCGCGCCCCGACCACCGCGAAUUGAGUACCUCGCGACGCUCAGCCGGCAUUCUGCUGCAGUUAACGUCGUACGCUGGUCUCCUAACGGCGAAUUGAUUGCUUCUGCGGGGGAUGAUGGCAUGAUUAUCAUCUGGGCACCUACGACUAGUCCACAUGGGAUAACAUAUGGCAGUGAUUUGACACCGGAGGAUCUACAGUAUGAGAAGGAGUUCUGGAAACCCAGGACGACUUUCCGGUGUACGACCAUGCAGGUAUACGAUUUGGCAUGGAGCCCGACGGGUGAAUACAUCAUUGCGGGCAGCACUGACAAUGCGGCGAGGAUAUUCGCCGCUGAAGACGGCAAGUGUCUCCACGAGAUCGCUGAGCACAACCACUACGUCCAGGGUGUUGCAUGGGAUCCGCUAAACGAGUAUAUCGCUACCCAGAGCAGUGACCGCUCGAUGCACAUUUAUAGCAUCUGUGCCGAUAACGGCGGGUUUGAGGUGCACGCGGUCGGUCGAAAUACCAGAAUGCCACACCAUCAUAGUAGGACUCCCAGUGCUCAUUCACACAGUCGCCCCCGACUGUCCCGCCGAGAGUCAACGACCAGCGAGGCCGAUUGUGCCAUCAGCGAAACGCCAGAGAGGGACCUCCCGCCAACCCCUGGUAGCGGCAUGCUCACGCCAUCUGCAUCCAUCGCGAGCACCCCCUCUGGAUUGAUGUUUCCCCCGCCGCCUAUUGAUCAUCCUUCGUCCAGGCGCUCAUCUUUCAGCUCUACAGCGCCCGCUUCUCCUGCUGCGCAUAGUCGUUAUGGCCGGUCACCAUCGCCGAUGCCAGCGUUACCCGCUAUAAGAAUGCAGCCGUCGGCCGGGGCUUGGGCUUCAGUCAAACUCUAUGGAGACGAGAGCUUCACGAACUUCUUCCGCCGUCUGACAUUUAGUCCGGAUGGAGGACUCCUGCUGACACCGGCAGGUCAAUUCGAGGAUCCUUCUGUCAUUCCCGGCCUUUCGCGUUCAUCCAAAGGUAGUGAUGAUCAACCGACGAGAGGCCGCAAGGGCCAUCCUUCUGCUAACGAAGGGUCAGACAAGAGUUCGGCGUCGUCCGUCUACAUCUAUUCGCGAGCUAAUUUUGCUCGCCCGCCCAUUGCUCAACUGCCCGGUCAUAAGAAAGCAAGUGUGGCGGUUCGCUUUUCCCCGAUUCUCUACGACCUCCGAGCCGGAGUAGUUGGGGCAGACUCCCCUGCAAGGCCAGCAACUGUUGUCGUGGAGAAAGGUAAAGAGGAACAAGUCUCCGUGGACAUUGCAGGCCCGAGCCAGACACCCGCUGCAGACCUGGCAUCGCCUUCUACUUCCCGGCCGUCCCUCCCAUCUCUUACAAUUCCCGAAGUGAUUGCUCCAGCGCCUCGGCCUGCCGCAGCGACUCCCGCUGUUCUUCCCUCCCCGGCCUUGUCCGCGUCAGAUUCUCAACGUCCGACGACCCCACCAGACGCCAAAUGGCGAGCUCCCGGUCACGCGCCAACGCUGUCCAACUCUACAGGUUCCGUCUUUGCUCUGCCAUAUCGGAUGCUGUUCGCCGUUGCCACUAAGGACACCGUCUCCAUUCACGAUACACAGCAAGCAGGACCAGUGUGUUUAUUGAGCAAGUUGCACUAUGAUGAAUUCACUGACAUGUCUUGGUCUCCUGACGGUCAAUGUUUAAUGCUCUCAUCUCGGGACGGGUACUGCACCAUUGUCGUCUUCGACGAGAUUAUGGCUGCCUAUCAUACUCAGCCAAGCAGCCUUCAUUCAGCACCCCACCACCAGGCGUCAUUUGCGACGCCUUCAGCCACACCCGUCUCCACUCCUGCCGUCCAUUCGUCGGCGUUGCCGGCGAAUUCGUCGCCUGCGAAACCUAAUGAACGAAAACGCAGCGAGGCUCCACUCACUCCAGCGACUAGCGUUGACGAUAGCGUUCCCUCCACCAACAACGCUGGCGUGGAGAAUCAGGCGGAACCUCCUAAGAAGAAGCGUCGCGUGGCUCUCACUCGCGUCGGGGAUAUUGGUUGAAGCUUUUCCUUCCUCUGGUAUAUGUUCCGCGAUGUAAUUUUUUUUUGGAUUUCCUUGUUAUGACACGACCAGCGUCUUGCACUCGCCAUGUCCUAUUUAGUAUCUCGUACUGCCAUGAUCGUGUAAUCUUUGUAACAUCUUGUGGCAGAGCAUCCACAGAAAGCUCUAGCGACACUCAAGUGCCUUGUGCUCCUCUAC